ACUACAGUAGGGGGUCAAAACAAAGGUGGGGUUGUUACUACAGAAGGGGGUCAAAACAAUUGCGGGGUUGGUACUGCAGAAGAGGGUCAAAACAAAGGUGGGGUUGUUACUACAGAAGGGCAUCAAAACAAAGGUGGGGUUGUUACUACAGAAGAGGAUCAAAACAAAGGUGGGGUUUUUACUACAGAAGGGGAUCAAAACAAAGGUGGGGCUGUUACUAUAGAAAGGGAUCAAAACACUGUAGAGGUUAUUACUACAGAAGGGGAUCAAAACAAAGGUGGGGUUGUUACUACAGAUGGGGAUCAAAACACAGGUAAGGUGGUUGCUACAGAAGGGGUUGAAAACACAGUAGGGGUUUUUAAUACAGAAGGGAGUCAAAACAGAGGUGUUGUUAUGACUACAGAAGUGGGUCAAAACACAGGUGGCGUUUUUACUACAGGAGGGUGUCAAUAUACAGGUGGGUUUAUUUCUACAGAAGGGGGUCAAAACAAAGGUGUGGUUGCUACUACAGAAGGGGUUCAAAACAAAGGUGGGGUUGUUAUUACCGAAGGGGGUCAAAACACAGUUGUGGUUGUUACUACAGAAGGGGGUCAAAACAAAUGUGGGGUUGGUACUAUAGAAAGGGAUCAAAACACAGUUGAGGUUAUUACUACAGAAGGGGAUGAAAACAAAGGUGGGGUUAUUAUUACAGAAGAGAAUGAGAACACAGGUGGGGUUGUUUCUACAGAAGGAGGUCCAAACACAAGUUGGGUUGUUACUACAGAAGGGGUAAAAAACACAGGUGGGGUUGUUACUGCCGGAGUGGGUAAAAAUGCAGGUGAGGUUGUUCCUGAAGGUGUGGUUGAAAAUAAAGGUAGGGGUGUUACUACAGAAGGUGAUUAUAAUAUAGGUGGGGAUGUUAUUACAGAAGAUGAUCGAAAUCCAGCGUGGGGUGUUACUAAAAGUGUUGAUCAAAAUACAGUUAAGGUUGCUACAGAAGGCAAACAAAAUUCAGGAAAGUAUUUUAUUAAAGGAGGGGAUCAAUUUAAAAGUUGGGUUACUACUAUACAAGGGAAUCAAACUACCGGUGGAGAUGUUACCACAACAAGAGUUCAAAAUACAGGUAGGGGUGUUACUACACUAGUUAAUCGAAAUACAGGUGGGAGGAUUGCCACAAGAAGAGUAAAACAUACAGGUGGGGGUUUUACUAGAGGAGGAGAUAAAAAUACAGGUUGGGGCGUUUCUGCAGGAAUUGAUCAAUAUUCAGGUUGUGGUCUCGUUACAGAAAUUGAGGAAAAUACUGUUUUAGGUGUCACUAAAGAAGGUGCUCAAAAGACAGGUUGUGGUAUUACAACAGGAGUGGAUCGAAAUACAAGUGAGGGUAUUUUUACGGAUGUGGUACAAAAUCAUGAAAAGGGGUUAUCUUUUAAUAGUAUCUCACUUGCUGAAGAUGUUUUCAAUUUGGGUCCAAGGGAAAAUGAAACUUUGAUGAGUGGUCCGAGAAGGGGACGGUGCGUACGCCCCACAAAAUAUGGUAACAGAAAGAAAACCCCGAAAUGACGACUGAGGAUUUAUCUGGGUACCGGUACGUGGGGAAUGUGGGAAAUACAGGCGGCUCAGAAAAUGAUACUGUUUGGAGCAAUAACUAUUUUAGAUUGAAAAGAAAAUACAAGGAAUUUAUUUUUUUGAAAUAUUUGAUGUGAUUCCGAUAGUCUGCUUAGUGAUUUUCUGCAUAGCCAAUGUCUGAAUAUAUUAAAAUAACUGCAUACUAAUAUUACUAUAUAUGUUUAGAGCAAGAGGUCAUAGAACAGGGGUCUGGUGAAACAAAAGUGAAAUGCGUGAUAUUUACAGAUGAUUAUUUGAAAGAAGCUUUUUUUUUUUUUUUUCAAACUACUGUAUAUUGUAUAAUUCAUUUAUGCCAAGUUUUUAAUGCAUUUGUGGAUUAUUUUUUUAUUUUUAAUUUUGAUGUNUUUAUAGUUGAUUAUUUGAAAUAAGUUUUUUUUUUUUUUUCAAACUACUGUAUAUUGUAUAAUUCAUUUAUGCCAAGUUUUUAAUGCAUUUGUGGAUUAUUUUCUUAUUUUUAAUUUUGAUGUUAUUGUUAAAGAAGUUAUUGCAUGGCCCGAUUUCCAUCAAAUGUUGUGAGCAAAACAUUGCCCUCAUUUCGACUAUUUAUGUCAAGAAGUUGAGACAAAAAAGCAUAACAUUAAUAAUAAUCAAAAGAGCGUAGUAAUAAUUUAUAUAUAUAAAUUUUAAUAUAUAUAUAUAUAUAUACAUAUUUAUAUAUAACUUGGUAUUUAACCCAGUCUUUAUAUUAACCUUAAGAUUACUUAAGCGUCUCCUCUAGUCAACAUUGUCGAAUACUUACGUCAAAGAUUCACUGUCUAACUCUUGCUCCAACGUCCAAUGAAUCCAAUGCCUUUCAGACUAUAAAAUUGUGUAUUCAACAUAAAUUGGUACCGAUGUCAGUCUCUCCCUAUUUGUGUACAGAAAAAUAAAUGUUUCUAAGAUUUCCUAAAUAAGUACCUCAAAAUCAAGGACAUCGACCUGAACUUUUGACAAAUGCUUGCUGUAGAUCGCAAAAGCUCGCGAGGCAGGCUCCCAGUUGGAGACAUACUCACUGCUGGAGUAGAUCGCGAGGCAGGCUCCCAGUUGGAGACAUACUCACUGCUGGAGUAGAUCGCGAGGCAGGCUCCCAGUUGGAGACAUACUCACUGCUGGAGUAGAUCGCGAGGCAGGCUCCCAGUUGGAGACAUACUCACUGCUGGAGUAGAAACUUCAGAACCUAAACGAACCGCUCACGUCCAAAGAAAGUGCACAGCAUGGAAAAGCAUAAAUGCCUCCAAUACUACUAGGACACCACAACCGGUGUGUCCCCAUGAGCGGGGAAGAUUCCGGACACACUUGAGACUCGCAGGCCACCCGCGUAGGUACUCACCGUCGAAUAUAGUGUCGGUCGUAUUCACCCCGCGAAGGACGGACAACAACAAAUCCAACCUACAUGCUCAAAUUAAACGAGUACCUCUUUAUUAUAUAAAAAUGGGAAUCCUUCCUUUUAGUUCGCACUGUACGGUGGGGUGAGGUAACGCAACACCUCCCCGGAGAGGAAGCAAAGCCGUUCUGACCCACGUCCACACAACUCCCAGGAUCGGUGGGAGGGAGGUAAGCUCGAGAAUACUCCCGGAGUGGCUGUAAAGCCGUGCCACACCAAGGAACG
This is a messenger RNA of Lymnaea stagnalis (great pond snail), 3193 nucleotides long. The record is from the annotation of a GenBank genome assembly. Lineage: Eukaryota; Metazoa; Mollusca; Gastropoda; Lymnaeidae.